AUGAUGCAUGGACCGUGUGGAGCUGCUAAACCUGACAAUGUUUGCAUGGUGAACGGGAAGUGCUCAAAGAGUUUUCCAAGACCUUUCAAUGAUGAAACUUUGAUGGAUUCAAACGGCUUUCCAUCAUACCGGCGGUGCAGGGAUAAUAGGGUUUUCACCAAAAAUGGUAUAAAUCUUGACAAUGGAUAUGUUGUUCCAUACAAUAGGGAUCUUAUGCUACGUUAUCGUCCACAUAUAAAUGUUGAGUGGUGCACUCAAACGCGUGCUGUGAAAUAUCUUUUCAAAUAUAUUCAUAAGGGUCCUGACUAUGUCUCUGCGGGUUUAGACAAAGAUGAGGAUGGAGUUGUGGAUGAAAUUAAGAAUUAUUAUAACUGCAGAUACGUCUCUGCUUGCAAAGCAGCAUGGAAAAUUUUAGGUUUUCCAACUCAUUAUAGGAGUGUUUCGGUGGAAAAACUUUGCUUCCAUCUCCCGAACCGUGAAGUUUAUGUCCAUGAUGAAGACGAACCUCUUGAGUCUAUUUUGAAACGGGUUGGUGUUAGUGUUUCAAUGUUUCUAGGUGAUUGUUCAACACAACCUGGUGUAGUCUGGGAAGCAACUUAUGAGUAUUUGACUGAUGAUAUACUUUACAGACGUCGUCUUGAAAGCGGAUAUGAAGGUUUAAAUCUAUCGACCGAGCAGAUUAAAAAUAUAGCAUUGCAAGAGAUUCAGGAUUUCUUAGAAAGCAGAGGACGUUCACUAAAGAAAUUUAAAUGUAUGCCAAAACCAGAUAAUUUCAUGGAGUACAACGGCAACCGAUUGAUUGAUGAUGAACUCAAUUACAAUGCUGAGGAUCAAAGAAAAGAGAAUGAGAGACUUCUGGCUAUGAUAACAGAUGAGCAGAAAGGUGUUUAUGAAGAGAUUUUGGAUGCCGUUUUGAACAACAAAGGUGGUGUUUUCUUUGUAUAUGGAUUUGGAGGUACUGGUAAAACAUUUCGUUGGAGUUGCCUUUCAACCGCUAUUCGAUCUAGAGGUAAGAUCGUUAUCAACACUGCAUCGAGUGGGAUUGCUGCUCUGUUGUUAGAAGGUGGUAGAACAGCACAUUCGAGAUUACCUGUGAGAAAACCAUUUGGUGGGAAGGUGGUUGUUUUUGGAGGUGACUUCCGUCAGAUACUUCCGGUGAUUCCUCAUGAUGGCCGAUCAGAAACAGUUAUGGCAACAAUCAAUUCUUCAGCACUAUGGGAUGAUUGCAAAGUUUUACAACUUACAAAGAAUAUGAGGUUGCUUGCUGGACUAAGUGAUGUCGCUGCCGCUGAACUUAAGGCAUUCUCUGAAUGGAUAUUAGUUGUUGGUGAUGGUAAAGUCAAUACUCCAAAUGAUGGCGUUGUGGAUAUUGAUAUUCCAAAAGAUUUAUUGAUCAAAGAUUGUGGCGAUCCAAUGAAAACUAUAGUUAAAGAAGUGUAUGGAAACUUAAUAAGUAGUCAACAUGCUGAAGACUUUUAUCAACAUCGUGCUAUUUUGAGUCCCACAAACAAAGAUGUUGAUCAAAUUAACGAUUAUAUGUUGUCAUUGCUGCCAGGUGAAUUACAUACCUACCUGAGCGCUGACAGCAUUGCACCCAACGACAAAGACCCAUCUAAUAAGGUAACAUAUCCUACAGAGUUUUUGAAUGGAAUCAAAGUUUCUGGAUUACCCAAACAAUGUUUGAAACUCAAGAUAGGUGCACCAGUUAUGUGUUUGCGUAACAUUGAUCCUAAGGGAGGUCUAUGUAACAGCACUAGGUUGAUUGUUACACAUUUAGCUCGCCAUGUUAUAGAGGGUAGAAUCAUAACAGGAACCGAUAAGGUUGGAGAUAAGGUUCUCAUUCCUAGAAUGUUCGUUACACCUCCGGAACCGAGUUUUCUUUUUAGAAUGCGUCGAAGACUAUUUCCUGUGACAUUGGCUUUUGCAUUGACAAUCAACAAAAGUCAGGAUCAAUCUCUUCAAAAUUUUGGUUUAUUCCUACCUAGACCAGUAUUCUCACAUGGACAGCUAUAUGUUGCAUUAUCAAAGGUGAAGUCUAGGUCUGGUUUGAAGAUUUUGAUUACUGAUAAGAGUGGUAACGUGCAGAAGAAGACAACUAAUGUUGUGUACAAAGAUAUGUUCAGUAAGAUUUUUAGAUGCUCUUUACGACAAUCUGUUUAG
Molecule: messenger RNA, 2160 nt
Organism: Eutrema salsugineum
Lineage: Eukaryota; Viridiplantae; Streptophyta; Magnoliopsida; Brassicales; Brassicaceae
Exons: 6
Coding region: 1-2160 (719 amino acids)
Biological process (GO): DNA repair; telomere maintenance
Molecular function (GO): DNA helicase activity
Source: RefSeq, a predicted model, not a curated record